CAGCUGUCAGUAUUGUGUUUAUUUUCAUUUUUCCCUAUAUUUUAAUUUGGGAACUGAAAUAUUUCUAGUUUUCUCACUACUAGUCAUUCUACAUAAAUAAAUAUAUUAAAUGCUUCUCUUCAUUGUUUUUAUUAUGACUAAGGUGUCUUUAUGAUAGGCGUAACGUAAAUAAAGAAUAUCCUGAAUAAAUUAAGUGAAACAUAGGUGGGUAAUUUUGUCAAAUCCUUGCUUUUUUUGCAGUUUUCCAGGUCAAUAAAUAUUCCCAAUGUAGAGCAAACUUUUGCUCUUUUAUUGAUCUCUAAACAGUUACUGUGCAUGUAAAAGUUUUUGAAAACCCAAAAUGGCCCAAAGUUCGACCAGUGGAACCUCAUCAAGAAAACACACCAGGGAUCAUGAUUCUGCUUCAGUAUCAUCUCGAAUAGGAGAUGUAUCUGAGUGGGAAGCCAAUGAGGCCCUUCGUCAAAGGGAACUGGAAGAGGCCAAAGGCAGGGCUGCACAAAUGGAAAAAACCAUGAGAUGGUGGUCUGAUUGUACUGCUAACUGGAGAGAAAAAUGGUCUAAGGUUAGGAAUGAACGGAAUAAAGCUAGAGAAGAAUGUAAACAAUUAAGAACCAAACUCGAAGUGUCUGUCAAAGAGGCGUCAACCUAUAAACGAAGCAAAGAAGACCUGGAAUCUCAAAACGAGCAACUUAAAAAGGAAAUUGAAAAAAUCCAUUUGCUGCUCCUCAAACACGCCGGGCAAUUUGACAGCCAGAUCUUCGAAGCCUUGGGGGAGGAUCCUUUGAAAGAUUUCGCCUUUAGCAAUGGUUCCCCCACAAAAGACGUAACGGGGAUCAAUUCACCUUUACGCGACCUUUUGUCAGACUGCGAACGUCAAAACGGCGUCUCGUCCAGCCAGAGCAACCCGGAAUGCGACAGUACCGGCCACUUAGACUUGGAGCUUAAGGACCGAGAUACUGACAUUAAUUUAAGGUUAGAAAAUGACUUGGAAAGCCUUAGAGGGGCCAUACCGAAGCAACGGAUCACAAUAAAAGCACCUUUAGCGGUGGAUGACGAUAUGAUUCAUAAAAUGUCCAUGCUUCAGUUAAAACUUGAAGAAGCCACCAAGACUAUUGGAAUAGAAAGAGAGGAAAAAGACUCGUUGCAAAGACUGCUUGACCGGAUAAACAACGAAUUACACGAGGAAAAGGAAAAGUGUGACGAGUUAAGGGACGCGAAACAAGACGCCAUGAGGCAGCUGCUUAAUUUGCAGGACGAUCACGAGAAAGAGAUUCAACUUAUAAAAGCCGACUUGCUGGACGAGGCAAGCAAUCGCGAGGGAACGGAUAAAAAACUUAAUGAUCUUAGAGCGGAGUUAGAGAGACUUCAGGCCGAAAAUGCGUCAGAGUGGGCCAAAAGAGAGCGUCUAGAAACAGAAAAGUUAGCCCUAGAAAGGGACAAUAAAAAACUAAGAUCCGAAAUAAGGGACAUGCAGGACAGAUUAGAGAGAAAAAGCAAUCGGACCUUAAGCACCUCCGACAUGGAAAUCAGGCAUUUACAGCAAGAGAUUUGCGAUAGAAAUAAAGAAAUCGCUGACUUAAGACAUUCCCAGUCUAAACUAAAGAAAAUCGUGCAGGACAAGAUGACCGAGCUGGCGCACGCGACGAGACGAGCGGAACAGUACGAGUCUGAAGUGAAAAAACUCAGGACGAGAGUGGAGGAGUUGAAGAAAGAUUUGGCGAUCGCGGAAGACGAGCUGGACACGGUGCAGAAUCACUCGAGGAAGUUGCAAAGGACUAAUGAUGAACUACAGGAGCAAGUUGAUAAUUUCCAGGUGCAAUUGCAGCAUUUACAUACCAGAUUACGUAAUCACAACUCGGCAUCGUUACUCACCCAUCGAGGAACCGUGCUCACAAAGUCUUGCAGUGACGUAGAAGAUGAAUUAAGUGAAUUUCUAUAGAUAGAGUUUCCCCAUAGUUAUAGUAUUAAAAUUACCCUUUAAGGUCUGUAAGAGUUUUGGAGUGUGAAUUUCCCUUAGGUAGGUUCCAAUCGAAUUAUUGUUGUAUAGGUAUAAAUAUAUAUAUUUAUUUUGAUAAAGUUACCUAUUUUCUCAUAGUUAGGAUAGGAUUUAAUAGUCUGUAUUUGUUCAUGAUGCCUUACGAGAAUCUUAUUACAAGAUGUUCCAUUUGAAAUAAAAGAGUUGUUCUCACAUUGUACUAUACCAGUAACGCGUUGAGCAUUUAAACCUUGGUAUAUAAUAUAUUCUUAUUAGGAAGGUAAAACCGGUUAUGUAGAAAAUUAAAACGAAAUAGCUACAAUAUACUUUUGGGUAUUUUUUUAAAUAAGGAACACUUGUAACCCUUUCCUUCUUGCACUUGUACUGAUAUUUUAUUAUUAUUUUUUUAGUUUUGUUACAUACGUAAAUACAUUUUAGAGACUCAUAUAUAUUUUUAUAUUCUUUACAGUUUUUUUUUAAUUUAUUUUAAUAUAACAGAAAAUAAAAAACUUUACAAGAA
Molecule: messenger RNA, 2495 nt
Organism: Anthonomus grandis grandis
Lineage: Eukaryota; Metazoa; Arthropoda; Insecta; Coleoptera; Curculionidae
Product: coiled-coil domain-containing protein 102A
Exons: 10
Coding region: 341-1939 (532 amino acids)
Cellular component (GO): myosin complex
Source: RefSeq, a predicted model, not a curated record